ACAGUUUAACUCCUCCUUGCCAGUGUGAUCAGGUCCGCCUCCUGUCCGCGGUGCUCCAGCAGCAGAUGCCGGCUGCUCUUACACUGAGUACACUCCUUCUCUGGACUCCAAAGUAAUCUACGUUCAUUGUGACUAUAUGAAAGAUGACCUCGCGCCCUAAAGCUUAAUCUCGCUAUUUGAUGACAUUUUUGGACACACCUCUCUGAUUUUUGGAGCCAGAAUUAGGCCAUGAAAUUUUCUUGGCAGCUCAAUUAAUUGGUGACAGGCUGUGCCUGCAAGCAUACUUGCAACGUUACUUCUCUUUCGGUGCUCUGUGAGCCUCACACCAUGUAUAAGUUAUGCAUUGCCAUCUUAAUGUGCUGUGCGUGUUUUCCACGGGGCUCUGCAGCGCCAAAGACCUGGGGUGCAGAUCCCAGGUCACAACCUGAAAGCAAUGCAGAGCAAAAUGACAUGCUGCAGGAGGAGGUAGAUGGCCAGGAAAGCAUCCUCUCUAAGCUGCUGGGUGAUUAUGACAAAGUGAAAGCCCUCUCGGAAGGCUCUGACUGUCGGUGUAAAUGUGUUGUCAGACCCCUGAGCAGAAGCGCCUGUCGGCGGAUAGAAGAAGGGAACGCCACUGCGCAAGACUUCUACACUGUGGAGACUAUCACAUCUGGACCGGAGUGCAAGUGCGCCUGCAUCGCUCCUCCGUCAGCGGUCAACCCAUGCGAGGGAGAGUUCAGGCUGAAGAAACUUAGGGAAGCUGGAAAAGACAAUGUCAAGUUGUCCACCAUCCUCGAGCUGCUGGAGGGUUCCUUCUAUGGCAUGGAUCUACUGAAACUGCACUCCAUUACCACUAAGCUUGUGGAUCGUGUGGAACACAUUGAAAAGGUUGUGUCUCUGAACCACACUACGGAUGAAGUGAAGCCCCAGAGGAGCCCUCCCAUCCAGGCAGAUGUGACUGAAAGUCCGCCCACCUCUCCUCCCCACCAGCAUCAAGACAAGGAGAGACUCAGUGAGGUCAGCAGAACAGCAGCCUAUCAAAACCCAGAGGAAAAGUAUGAGGAGGAGUUUAUUCGGGAAAAUCAGUCCUUCCUACACACAGACAAUUCUGCUCAGAUCGUUGAGGUGAAAUCUCAAGUGACUCCCAAAAACAAGGCUAACAAGGAGGCAUCUCAAGUGUCGAAGACUGGCCCUAAUGGAAUGAUCAUCAGAGGAAUGACUUUUUACAAAUCUGAGCCAGAUCCAAUGGUGGCUGAUGAUGGGGAGCCUGGAGAUAACUUUUUUGAGUAUCAUGGAUUCAGUGGAGAUGGCCCAAUCAACCUCUUCAUUGAGGAGAAUCUUCUCCAACACAGAGCCCCUCGCCCUAGGACAAGGGCGGGACCAAGAUCAAUUCGACCAAAGAUACCAGGUCCUUUGCUCAUUUCCCAGAAGACCAGCCAAUCGACAGAACCGAAAGAAACUGAGCCCACAGCAAAAACUCAGAAUGAGUCCAUCACUGCCAUGGAAACUACUUCAGUGGAUGUUUCUACAGAUGUACAGAGUGACACAUUCACAACAAGAAGCAUCACGUUUGGACCAACUACAACCACACAGAAAAUCAGGACCAUGGACACUGCACCUCAGACUACUCAAUGGAUGGCUGAACCAACCAGCACCUCUACAAAUUUAAGCACUGAGGAAACAACCAAAACUUCAAUGAACACAAGCCAACCACCUGAAAAGACAGCCACAAAGGAAAUGCUAACAGCAUUCACAACAAGAAAUACACCAACCACGAUAUUGCAAACCUCUAGCCUGGAGCUGAAAGAUCAAAUGCAAACCAUACCUGGCAGCACUGCAGGUAGUCCAAGCACAUUUGCAUUAAACCCAACCACAGAGGCUUCAACUGCCAGCACUACUGUCCCUACAACCAUCACAACCCACGCUGCCCCAACAUCAACGCCAAUAAAUCCCACAACAGCUUCCACAACAGCUACCUCCACACAGGCUGCCACCACAACACCAGAAGAAGAAACUGAACCAACCGUCUUUUCAAGCUCUACUUUGCCUCCUACCACACAGAGACUGACCACCUUGCCUCCCCACACUUCUAUGCCUUUUACCACACCUAUGACUACCUCUUCUUCUACCACCACCACAACCACUCCUACCACCACCACCACCACCACCACUACAACCACAACCACUACCACUCAGGCUGCUCCAGUCAAAUGGAAAUACAAAAUCAGCUGGGAUGAGAAAGCAGAGGAGGAAGGACACCCAGAAUUAGAUGAGCCAAUGCAAAGGCAGGAGGAAUCUCCUCCGAGAAAACCUGGGGAGUGUAAGGACACUCUGGCAACAAUCUCAGAGCCAGUAACUCACAACACCUAUGGCAGGAAUGAAGGAGCGUGGAUGAAGGAUCCAAAGUCUGAUAAUGACAAAAUUUAUGUUACAAACUUCCAUUACGGCAACAACCUCCUGGAGUUCCGCAACCUGGAGGUUUUCAAACAAGGCCGUUUUACCAACUCCUACAAGCUUCCUUACAACUGGAUUGGCACAGGCCACGUGGUCUACGAUGGGGCCUUCUACUACAACCGUGCCUUCUCCCGUGAUGUCAUCAAGUAUGACCUGCGCAAGCGUUAUGUGGCCGCCUGGACCAUGCUGCAUGACGCCCUGUUUGACGAGUCAUCAUCACCGUGGGAGUGGCGCAGCCACUCAGACAUCGACUUUGCCUUGGACGAGAGCGGCCUGUGGAUCAUCUACCCGGCACUUGAUGAUGAGGGCUUCUUACAGGAGGUGAUUGUCCUUAGUCGCCUGAACCCCUCAGACCUCAGCAUGCAGAGGGAGACCACCUGGAGAACUGGGCUCAGGAGAAACCACUACGGGAACUGCUUCAUUGUGUGCGGCGUUCUGUACGCUGUUGACAGCUACAACAAAAGGGACGCCAACCUGGAAUAUGCCUUCGACACGCACACAAACACUCAGAUGAUUCCCAGAAUGCCAUUCACCAACAACUAUACCUACACCACGCAGCUCGACUACAAUCCCAAAGAGGGUGUAUUGUAUGCGUGGGACAAUGGACACCAAGUCACAUACAACAUUAAGUUUGCCUAUGUAGACCCUUAGUAAGGGUGUGACAGUAGUUAUUUUAAAAGUUAAUGCUAUGGUUUGAAAGGAUUGUAGAUCAGUCCAUGUGGCCUUUGGUAUAUUUUGAUUAAAUUGUUUGGUUCUUGUCAAGAUUUUCUUUUUAUUGUACCUGAAAUAAAUGAAAAAGUGAGCCUGAUUCCUCAGUCAACACAUCAAGUUGUACUGUAUAUAUUGUAAUACUGUAUAAAAGCCCUAUGAGAUGAAUGUACAAAGAUGUCAUGGCUUAGGUCAAACAAAGCUAUUACAAUUCACAUAAAAGCAACAAUUCAUACUCUUUGAACAAAUCCCAAACUUUUGUAGACAAAUUCCAUUCUGUUUUAUACAUAUUAUUUUAUAUUACAUUUUUCUUCGCAUCGUAUGCCACAGGUCCUUUGUCACAGAUAUUGCUGUUGAUCUCUGUAUUGUGAAAGCACUUACUCCCACCAUAUCAGACUGUUUUGAAGAGACUGCAAUAAAGUUCGGAAAUACUAACUGAAAAUGUCUUGGUUUGGCUCAUUAUAGUUUAGAUCAAAGUGGGUUUAAUUACAGCGUGCAAAUGUUAAUUCAACAUUGGAGACUGUGAACAAAGACAAAAAUUUAUUGUACCUAUUCAACAAAAAACACAAUGAAGCACUUAUAGGAUUUCUCCCAACAACCCAAAGGAUAAACAGGCAGGUAUACUUAGAGAAAAUCCAGUGUUUAUUUUGGUUUAUGCACAUAAUUUAAUACAAAAAACAAAACCUCACAAGUUCUUAAAUUGUCUUCGUUCUUUUUCCCCAAGUACUGCUGGGAUGCAGUGAAAACAUUGCGGGAAUCAAAUAUAUUUCUAAAACCAAAAGGGGAUAAAAAAAAAAUAAAAAACACACAUA
Messenger RNA from Thunnus maccoyii (southern bluefin tuna), 3953 nucleotides. It is a transcript of the gene olfml2ba, whose product is annotated as olfactomedin-like 2Ba. NCBI's taxonomy places the organism in Eukaryota, Metazoa, Chordata, Actinopteri, Scombriformes, Scombridae. The record is from RefSeq and is a predicted model, not a curated record. The coding region runs from base 328 to 3084 and encodes 918 amino acids. Gene Ontology annotation, biological process: signal transduction. The transcript is spliced from 8 exons.